Ochotona curzoniae (black-lipped pika) is the source of this 3159-nucleotide messenger RNA. It is a transcript of the gene PIGG, whose product is annotated as phosphatidylinositol glycan anchor biosynthesis class G. Gene Ontology annotation, biological process: GPI anchor biosynthetic process. The coding region runs from base 92 to 2971 and encodes 959 amino acids. The record is from RefSeq and is a predicted model, not a curated record. The transcript is spliced from 13 exons. Gene Ontology annotation, cellular component: endoplasmic reticulum membrane. Lineage: Eukaryota; Metazoa; Chordata; Mammalia; Lagomorpha; Ochotonidae.
CUUGCCGGCGCCGCGACGGAUGUGACGUCAGGAUGGGCACCGCGGCGGGUUGCAGCCGGAAGCGCAGGUGGCUGCGGAGCGGGUGGGCGCGAUGCGGCUGGGCGCUGGUACCUUCGCUGCCUGUUGCGUGGCCAUCGAGGUGCUCGGGGUCGCCAUCUUCCUCCGGGGUUUUUUCCCGGUUCCCGUUCGUUCCUCGGCCGGGACAGGGCAGCAGUCCGAGCUCCCAGCGCCCGAGCCUUCGGCGGGAGCCACUUCCAACUGGACCAAGCUCCCACCACCUCUCUUUAGUAAAGUUGUUAUUGUGCUGAUAGAUGCCUUGAGAGACGACUUUGUGUUUGGCCCAAAGGGUAUGAAGUUCAUGCCAUAUACAACUUACCUGGUGGAAAAGGGGGCAUCUCACAGUUUCGUGGCUGAAGCAAAGCCUCCCACAGUUACUAUGCCUCGAAUCAAGGCACUGAUGACUGGAAGCCUCCCGGGUUUCAUCGACAUCGUCAGGAACCUCGACUCUCCUGUGCUCCUGGAAGACAGCGUGAUAAGACAGGCAAAGGCAGCUGGGAAAAGAAUCGUCUUCUAUGGAGAUGAGACAUGGGUUAAAUUAUUCCCAAAGCACUUUGCAGAAUAUGACGGAACAACCUCAUUUUUUGUGUCCGAUUAUACGGAGGUUGAUAAUAAUGUCACGAGGCAUUUGGACCAAGUCCUGAAACGAGGUGACUGGGACAUGCUGAUCCUCCACUACCUGGGCUUGGACCACAUCGGCCACGUUUCUGGGCCCAACAGCCCCCUGAUUGGACACAAGCUCCGUGAGAUGGACGGUGUCCUCAUGAAGAUUCAUACCUCAUUGCUGUCCCAGGAGAAAGAGCGCGCUUUACCAAGUCUGCUGGUUCUGUGUGGGGACCAUGGCAUGUCAGACACAGGGAGUCACGGCGCCUCUUCCAUGGAGGAAGUGAGCACACCUCUGAUUUUCAUCAGCUCUGCAUUUGAGAGAAAACCUGGUGGCAUCCGGCAUCCAGUACGCGUCCAGCAGACCGAUUUGGCUGCCACACUAGCCAUAGGACUGGGUUUGCCGAUUCCCAAGGACAGUGUUGGGAGCCUGUUGUUCCCAGUUGUGGAAAGAAGGCCAAUGCGAGAACAAUUGAGGUUCUUACACUUAAAUACUGUCCAGCUUAGCAAACUACUGCAGGAGAAUGUGGCCACCUACGAAAAAGAACCUGCAUUUGAGCAGUUUAAAAUGUCAGAGCGGCUGCAUGGGAACUGGGUCCGACUAUACCUGGAAGAAGGCCGCUCCGACGUGAUCCUGGGGCUGGGGACCAAAGUAGUGAAGCAGUACCUGGAGGCACUGAAGACGCUGAGCACGGCGCUGAGCACACAGGGGGCCCAAUAUGACGUCUACUCUAUGGCCAUGGGCACUGCCAUGGUGCUGGAGGUGCUGGCUCUGCUCCUCCUGAGCACCCCACAGGCCCUGCGCCCUCAGGCUGAGCUCCAAGUCCCUCUGCUGUCACCCGCCUUCUCCCUGCUCUUUUAUUUGGGGUUCUUGGCUCUGUCUGCUGUCCAUGUCGUCGUGUGCACCUCAGUGGAGAACUCCUGCUACCUCUGCAGCCUCUCAUGGCUGGCGGCGGGCGGCGUGAUGCUGCUGGUCUCUGCUCUGCUCUGUGCAGCCAUGUCAGCCCUUGUCAAGGCCUGCCAAGCCGGAGAUCUGCGGAAGCACCCUGCCCGCCCCCGCCCGAGGUGGUCGGAACUGGAGCUUCUCCUGCUGCUGGGGACGCUGGGCCACAUGCUGAGUCUUGGUGCUAGCAGCUUCGUGGAGGAAGAACACCAGACCUGGUACUUCCUGGUCAAUACCCUGUGCCUGGCCCUGAGCCAGCAGAUGCACCGGAGCUUCCUGGAGGACGACCAGGCCGUGCCCACACUGCCCACAGCAGAUGUGGCCUGCAAGGUACAGGCUCGGCCAGUGCUCCCCGGGGACCUGCGCAAGUGGACCGUGCUGGCGAGCCCAUGGCUGGUCCUUGUCUGCUGCCGGAUGCUGCGGUCCCUGAACCAGACUGGGGUGCAGUGGGCCCACCGGCCCGACCUCGGCCACUGGCUCACCAGCUCUGACCACAAAGCUGAGCUCUCUGCCCUGGCCGCCCUGUCCCUCCUCGUGAUAUUCCUGCUGACCCAGAGGGGCUGUUCCCCCGUGUCCAAGGGGGCCCUGGCACUUGGGCUGCUGGGUGUCUACUGUUACAGGGUGGCUGUUGGAAACCUGCUGUUCCCAUGGCGACCAGACAGCAGAGCCAUCUCAAAGGGCAUUAUUGAAGCUCGUUUUGUUUAUGUCUUUGUCCUUGGCAUUCUGUUCACGGGCACCAAAGACUUGCUGAGAUCCCAAGUGCUUGCUGCUGAGCACAAGAUCAAGACCAUGGGUUUGUGGGAGAUCUUCAGUGGCUUGAUUCUACUGGCCGCACUGCUCUUCAGGCCGCACAAUCUUCCGGUUCUGGCACUCAGCCUUCUGACUCAGGCUGUUCUGGCCAACUUUGUCUGGAAGCCGCUGGGACACAGUGCUGUGGAGGUCACUGUGAUGCACUACUGGUUUGGCCAAGCCUUCUUCUAUUUUCAGGGCAACUCCAACAAUAUUGCCACGGUAGACAUUUCCACUGGCUUCGUGGGUUUCGACAGCUAUGCAGAGGCCCCAGCUGUGCUACUGACAGCAUUUGGCACCUUUGCAGGGCCCCUGCUGUGGGCCAGCCACCUGGUGCACUUCCUGAGCUCUGAGGCCAGCAGCGGCACAGCGCUGGGCCAUGCAGGUUUCUGCUAUGCGUUGGCAGGCUCAGCAUCUGCAGCCAUCUACCUGGUCCUGGUGACAGCGCUACGCUACCACUUGUUCAUCUGGAGUGUGUUCUCGCCCAAGCUGCUCUAUGAGGGGGCGCGGCUGCUUCUCACUGCCGCUGUCUGCGCCUUCUGCUCAGCCAUGGACCACACUGGAACCAGCGGGGCCUAGGUAGGCACUGGGCACCCACAAGGAACCUCAGGCAGAUGCUCGCAGGGCAACAUUUUUCAUGGGAGUGGAGCAGUGGAGCCAUGAGCACUUCAGCGUCUCCACUGUCAGCAGUGACAGUUGCUUGGUCUGCCUCCGACUCAUGUCUCCCGUGAUGGAACGGUUCUGGCCAGAAAGCUGGAGGAGCCUUU